AUGAAUGCCUCUGUGAACAAUCCGGAGACCACGGUUUAUGUCGGCAACAUCGAUCCCACUGUCACCAAGGAGGAUCUCUACGAGCUGUUCGUGCAGGUGAGUCCGGUGGCUGGUAUAAGGUACCCGAAGGACAAGGUUUUGCAAGUGCACCAAGGAUUUGCUUUUGUAGAGUUCUACACUUCUGAGGACUGUCAGUAUGUGAUACAAUUGAUGAAUAACUGCGUUCAACUAUACGAAAGGACGUUGAAAGUAAGAAGAGCGAAUGCGCAACAGAGCGGUGACGCAGCCUCUAUUGAUUUGAAAAUCCAACCUGUUGCCAAAAUCUUUGUUAAGGACCUCGACACUUCUAUCGAUGAAUUGCACAUCAGUAAAUUGUUCAGCAAGUUCGGUCCUCUGGCUGGAGCGCCGGAGAUUUUUUACCUGACUCAUGGGCAGGUUCGAUGCGCCUACGUCUACUUUAAGAGCUACGAGCAUGCAGAUAACGCUAUAGCGACGCUCAACGGCCAACUUGUGGUGAACAAGAAGUUGACCAUAGACUACGCUUUUAAGGAGAACGGUAAGGGAAACGCAAAGUAUGGUGAGGAAGUAGACAGACUGCUGAACAAAGAAGCCCGAAAACAUGGCCUUUUGAAAUGGUAA
This is a messenger RNA of Torulaspora globosa, 639 nucleotides long. RefSeq names its product U2 snRNP complex subunit HSH49 (gene HSH49). Lineage: Eukaryota; Fungi; Ascomycota; Saccharomycetes; Saccharomycetales; Saccharomycetaceae. Gene Ontology annotation, molecular function: RNA binding. Gene Ontology annotation, cellular component: U12-type spliceosomal complex; nucleolus. Gene Ontology annotation, biological process: positive regulation of mRNA splicing, via spliceosome. The coding region runs from base 1 to 639 and encodes 212 amino acids. The transcript has a single exon. The record is from RefSeq and is a predicted model, not a curated record.